AUGAACGAACACACCUGCCUCGAGUUAGUUUGUGGUCAGUAUGAUGGCCUCACUCCGGACGGUCGGCAGCAACGUAGCGACUUCAAAUUCUUCAACCAGGUCAUGGAGCAGUUCAGUAGCAUGAAUUUCACAGACAAGAAGGACAAAGGUCACACGUUGGAUAACAUGGUCGUUGAAUGUGUUUACGCUGGAGGCAAAUCACACACGGAUUUCAAAUAUUUUUCAAACAACUAUCAUGGAAAUUGUUACACUUUUAAUUCUGCAACGAGUUGGAACGAAAAUUCUAGCAUGAGAAUGUCAAGAAAAGCUGGACCAAGAUACGGCCUGUCCAUUUUGUUCAACGUUGAGCAAAAGGAAUACGUCGGGCAAAUGUCGCAGUCGGCAGGGUUGCGAGUGGUCGUCCAUGACCCUGCACGCAUGCCCUUCCCUGAAGAUGAAGGCAUUCUCGUCGCUCCCAAUGCACUCACUCAUAUUGCAGUCACCAUGGUUAAUAACUUUCUACUUCUGAUUAAAACACAGAAGAUAAAUGGUUUGUACGGAAACUGUCGCAGCACAGAUCAGACAGAUAAAAAUUUAACAAUGUACCAAAAGCUAUAUAAUGUUUCCUAUUGUGAAAAGGGCUGUUUAUACACGUGCUUGAACGAUCAAAUAAUACAAAAUUGUGACUGUGUGGACAUCAAAUUUCCCAAGCCUCCAACUGAUAAAAACAGCAGAACCGACCUUCGCCCAUGCUCAGCUGACAACUCGACUAUCACCGCGUGUGUUGAUAAAAUCUGGCGUGAUUACGAGAAUGAGAAUCUUCCAUGCAGCUCUGAUUGCACUGUUCCCUGCAGCGAAACAUUGUACAAGCCAGUUAUAAGCAGAGAAAUUUGGCCUUCCAAGAAUUAUUUGGCUCAAAUGGCACAAACGCCAAACUACCUAACGCUCUUCAAUGAGCUGAACAAAUCUGACAGCCAAGACUAUGGACAAUUUGUAGUUUUUCUUCAGGAUUUCAGUUACACAAGCAUUGACGAAUCUCCGGCUUACGAAAUCAUGCAGUUCAGCUCGGACAUUGGUGGCAUACUUGGUUUGUACGUUGGCUUUUCAAUACUGACCAUCGUUGAGUUCUUUGAACUUGCAGCAGAUAUCUUAGGACUAAUUUGCUUUCACAUUUAUUCAAGCAGCAAAACAUCCGUGAAGAACUGGCGGAGAGAAAAAAAAAUACGAAACUGCAAUCGAGUUCUUCCAUUUAAAAAAUCGCAAAUUUCAUUGAACGAAAUAUAUGUGAGCGGCGAAGAUGACGAGGACGAAGAAGAGAUGGAUCCCCGUGGAAAACCGCGAACGGGUUCCAGAGCUUCUGUCCUUAACAGGCGAGAUAUGACAUCUGUGCAUAUCUGA
This is a messenger RNA of Helobdella robusta, 1377 nucleotides long. RefSeq lists its product as hypothetical. The coding region runs from base 1 to 1377 and encodes 458 amino acids. Gene Ontology annotation, biological process: sodium ion transmembrane transport. NCBI's taxonomy places the organism in Eukaryota, Metazoa, Annelida, Clitellata, Rhynchobdellida, Glossiphoniidae. Gene Ontology annotation, cellular component: membrane. The record is from RefSeq and is a predicted model, not a curated record. Gene Ontology annotation, molecular function: ligand-gated sodium channel activity. The transcript has 10 exons.